AGCUGUUAACACUGACUCGGCAAACAGAGUCGAUAUGUGUGCCCGUGGGUGUGUGUCUUCGCCACGUGAUCCAGCUCGCCAAUGUCCUUCUACAACCCACUCAGCAUCAUGGCUGCGGAUGCUGCGGAUGCUCUCCUCCCGCACCGCAUCCUUGGACCAUGCCUUCUUCCCCUGCUCCUGCUGAUCGCCUCGGCUCUCCCCACACCGAGCCACGGGCUGCUGGGCUUCAGACCGGAGGCCACGGGGGGAGAUCUGUCCGUGCAGGACGGGCUGCUGAAGGCCACCGAAGGGACGCGGUUCAUGUUACGCGUGUACUAUGCAGCAUCACCGCAGAGGCUCAACCGGACCGCCAGCAGCUCCGGUGGAAGAGCCGCGCCGUGGAUCGCCUUCAUAGAGGAACCGGAGCCGGGCAGAGAGGGGCAGGUGCAUCCCAAACGCAACUUGUGCGUGGAGGAAAGCGCGAGGAGCUCGGAUAUAGAGCUUCUCGGCUCUUUCAAGUCAGCCUCUAGUCAAAACUCCAUCCUGGUGGAGCUGCUCGCCAAAGACCUCCGGAGAGGAGAGAAAAUCAAGUAUUACUCAAUCUGCGCCUUUGACGGGAUCAAGUGGGUGCAUUACCGGACGCGCGACUUCUGGCUGGCGGUGGUGGAGCGGCUGCCGCAUGCGGACGGGUGGCUUCAGGCGGGUCUGUCGGUGCUGUUGCUCGCGCUGUCCGCGCUCUUCAGCGGGCUGGUGAUCAGCAUGCUCGCGCUGGACCCGGUGGAGCUCAGAGUGCUGCAGAACAGCGGCACGGACAUGGAGCAAAAGUACGCGCACAAGAUCGAGUCGGUGCGCAAACACGGCAACUACGUCCUGUGCACCUUAGUGCUGUGCAACGUGUUUACCAACACUUUCCUGGUGGUCUGGAUGUGCCAGAUCCUCGGAGGGACGCCCGUCUCCACUGCAGCGUGCACUUUUCUCAUCUUCUUCAUCGGAGAGAUCUUUCCGCACUCGGUUGCGUCCAGGCACGGGUUGGCUAUCGCGUCUAAGACCGUGUGGCUGACCAAGAUGCUGAUGCUGCUGACUUUCCCCAUCACAUAUCCCAUCAGCAAACUCCUAGACAAUAUGCUGCACCAGGAAAUCAGCAACUUCUACACCCGGGAGAAGUUACUGGCUAUGCUGAGAGUUACCGACCCGUAUCAUGACCUGGUGAAAGAGGAGCUGAACAUCAUCCAGGGAGCUCUGGAACUCCGGAGCAAAACGGUGGAAGAUGUGCUGACCCCUCUCAACGACUGCUUCAUGCUGGCCUCGGAUGCCAUUCUGGACUUCUACACCAUGUCAGACGUGAUGCAGAGUGGAUACACUCGCAUUCCAGUGUUUGAGAACGAAAGGUCUAAUAUUGUUGAUAUUAUGUUUGUUAAAGAUCUGGCCUUUGUUGAUCCCGAUGACUGCACCCCGUUAAAAACCAUCACCCAGUUCUACAAGCACCCGCUGCACUGUGUCUUUAAUGACACCAAACUGGAUGCAAUGCUGGAACAGUUCAAGAAAGGGAAAUCUCAUUUGGCUAUCGUCCAGAGGGUCAAUAAUGAAGGAGAAGGAGAUCCUUUCUACGAAGUCAUGGGCAUCGUCACUCUGGAAGACGUCAUCGAGGAAAUCAUCAAAUCUGAGAUUGUGGACGAAACCGACCUUUACACUGAUAACCGUUCGAAGAGGAGAGUGUCUCACCAUGAGAGGAAACAGCAAGAUUUCUCCAUAUUUAAACUCUCAGAGAGUGAAAUGAAGGUCAAAGUUUCACCACAGCUUCUGCUCGCGACACAUCGCUUUCUAGCCACAGAAUUAGAGCCCUUUAAGCCAACGCAUCUCUCAGAAAAGAUCCUUCUGCGACUGAUCAAGCACCCGAGCGUUUUGCAGGAACUCAAGUUUGAUGAGAAAAACAAGCGAUCGCCAAAGCACUUCCUCUUCCUGCGCAACAAGCCUGUGGAUUAUUUCAUCCUAAUAUUGCAGGGUCGAGUCGAGGUAGAGAUCGGUAAAGAGGGACUAAAGUUUGAAAAUGGGCCGUUCACAUACUACAGCUUACCUGCUAUCAUGGCCAUCCUACCCUCAGUCCACAGGUCACCAUCGCGGAGCAGCGGUCUCAAUCAUUCGGAUACCACGAUCCACGGAGGCAGCCUGGGUCAACUGAGCAUCAGUGCAGGACCGUAUUUACCAGACUAUUCAGUUCGGCAGCUCACAGACCUACAGAUCAUUAAGAUCACUCGUAACCAUUAUCAGAACGCCCUGACAGCUACACGCAUGGACAUCUCUCCGCAAACACCCGAUGCAGACAGUCGAGCUUCUGGGGAGAGAAUGACAAUCCCAGAGACACGUUCCAACAGCAUCGCCCUUCCUCUGACUGAACCGCGGCCCUGUCUGACCCGAUUCCACCAGCACAGACGGCCAGACAGCACCACCACCCUCAAUGAGAGAAACCGCAUAGUCCGAAGUAAGUCAGAUGGACAGAAGAGCCCCAGUGACUCUGUGUUCCUCCGUAUGGAUGACAUCCCAUAUAUAAGAGAGAAUCGUGUGGAGAGAAAAGAAGGAACUGAUGCAUCGGCCGUACCCGUGGAGACGGACCUGUCUACAUCCCAGCUCAUCAGCUCUUACUCUCUGGGAGGCUCGGAUGAGAACCUGGGGAAAAAACUGCUCCGGAAACUGAGCAACAAAAAAAGAAAGAAGUCUCGUGAUGGAGAUAAACCUUUGGAGGACAAUCCUGAACAUUCUCAGGUGAAGACCUAGCAUUCAUUUUAUGGGUUUGCUUCUCUCUCGCACUCUCCUGCUUCUCCGACAAAUGUGAAAUCCUCUCCAGCCUUCCUCUGGAUCUUGAGAGAGAGAGAGAGAGAGAGAAAGCACAACCCGGUGUACACAGACCACCACAACAGGAUGUAGCAUCAUAAAGCCUCGUCUUCAGCAUUGAAACUGGACGACGCUCAAUGGCUGUUUCAACAAACCUGAAACUUUCAACAUGCAGCAAGACAUGCUUUUUUAAAUUGACGAAAUGCUACAUAACCAUUGAUAUACUACAGUUUUGAUGCCGGUUUAUGAUGAUGUCAUCUCCAGUCACUGUGGUUAUGACAGUCUGACCUCUGACCCGGGCAAAGCCAGCAAGCACAAGCCUGGAUACAUGAAGCCAACCAUCUGACCAAUGACACGGCAGAACCUUUAGUACGUCUCUAAACGUGGUCAUCUGUCAGUAGAAUUCUCUUGAAACAAAGUGUUUAUUGUGUGAUUUUAUAUCAUAUUAUGUCAGAAGUAUUUGUCAGGCUGUGCCUGGAAAUCAAUUAAGAUGAAUUUAUUAUUAUCAAAGCACUUUGAGACAGAUCAGACCCAUUUAUUUCAUAUUCUGUUGAAUAGCUAAAUGGUGGACAUAGGGAAAAAUACCUAUAUUAGGUAUAAGUGCUGUCAGAUUUUUUU
Rhinichthys klamathensis goyatoka is the source of this 3426-nucleotide messenger RNA. RefSeq names its product metal transporter CNNM1. The record is from RefSeq and is a predicted model, not a curated record. Gene Ontology annotation, biological process: magnesium ion homeostasis; transport. The coding region runs from base 82 to 2751 and encodes 889 amino acids. Gene Ontology annotation, cellular component: plasma membrane. Gene Ontology annotation, molecular function: transmembrane transporter activity. NCBI's taxonomy places the organism in Eukaryota, Metazoa, Chordata, Actinopteri, Cypriniformes, Leuciscidae. The transcript is spliced from 10 exons.